Coprinopsis cinerea okayama7#130 is the source of this 1784-nucleotide messenger RNA. RefSeq lists its product as hypothetical. The transcript is spliced from 15 exons. Gene Ontology annotation, molecular function: monooxygenase activity; oxidoreductase activity, acting on paired donors, with incorporation or reduction of molecular oxygen; heme binding. The record is from RefSeq and is a predicted model, not a curated record. NCBI's taxonomy places the organism in Eukaryota, Fungi, Basidiomycota, Agaricomycetes, Agaricales, Psathyrellaceae. Bases 1 to 1683 code for a protein of 560 amino acids.
AUGCCUAACUCUACAAUCAUCCCUCUCAGAUUCUCUCCCGUUUGGCUCGUCCGCGAUAUGAGUGUUUACAACUCUAUCCUCGCGGCCUUGGGCUCGUCGGUCGUCUAUCUCUUCUACAAGCUCUACCGUCGUGUUACGAGAAUCUCGAUCGCACACGUUCCAGGGCCUGAACCCGAGUCUUUUUGGUUGGGCAACUUACGUGAAUUGUUCCAAAGUCAGGCCGGUGUCCCGGAUUUCAAGUACCAACGAGAGUUCGGGGACGUCGUUCGCGUCAAGGGCGCGUUGGGGGAGGACCGGCUGUUCAUCUCCGACCCCAAGGCUUUACAAUACAUCAUCCAUACCUCAGGUUACGCGUAUCCGAAGUGGCCUGAGCGGACUGAAAUUUCUCGUGUUCUGAUGGGACGAGGACUGCUUUGGGCAGAUGGCGAGAUCCACAAGCGUCAGCGUAAGGUCAUGCUUCCGGGCUUUGGGGUUCCCGAGUCCAAGUCCUACGUCCCUAUUUUCCGAAGGGUCGGCGCAGAGCUGACAGCACAGUGGUCUGACAUCCUCGCCAGUUCUGCCGACCAGUCGGCGGUACUGAACGUGGCUAACUGGCUGUCUCGUACAACCAUGGACUCCAUUGGUGAAGCCGCCUUUGAUUACCACUUUGGUGCCCUUGCGAACCAAGAGAAUGAAUUCAUGGAAGCAUACCUCGGUUUAAUGUCUGAUACGUUAGGAUCGCCUUCGACUUCUGCCAUUUUCAUGCAGACCGUGAUGCCGUUGUGGUAUCUUCAAUUGAUGUCAAGGUUUUCCAGGAAGAGGAACUUGGUUCAUGCCAGACACACCGCGAAGCUCGCGAAUGCAGUGGCGAAGGAGCUCGUCAACUCCAAGGCAGAAGCGUUAUUGCAAGGAAAAGGAAACAAGGAUAUUUUGUCCCUCUUAGUGAAGGCAAAUGCGUCCGAGAAUGCGGAGACGAGAUUGACCGAGGAAGAGAUAUACGCCCAGAUGAGAACCAUUUUGCUAGCUGGGCAUGAAACUAGUGCGACCACGCUAUGCUGGGUGCUGCUCGAACUCGCUCGUCACCCAGAAGUUCAAGAAAAACUUCGCAAAGAAAUCCGUGAUACUGAGCGAGCUAUCCGUGCCCGCGGAGGUUCAGAUUUCACCGCGACUGACCUCGAUAACAUGACGUACCUUCAUGCCGUGAUCAAGGAAUCGAUGAGAUUCCAUCCGGCUCUGUAUCAGAACUAUCGCCAAGCUGCUCGAGACGACGUUCUCCCUCUUUCCAAGCCCAUUGUGGGGCCAGAUGGUGAACUCACCAAUAAGCUGCCGAUUCCUAAAGGAACGAAGAUUAUUCUGUCCAUCGCGGCCUACAACAGGAAUCAAGAAGUGUUCGGAGAAGACGCUCAUGAAUACAACCCCGAGCGUUGGCUGAGCGACAGAGAAAAGAAGGGACCAACCUUGGGCGUCUACGGCAAUCUGUUGACCUUCGCAGGCGGAAUAAGGACCUGCAUCGGAUGGCGCUUUGCGCUCUACGAGGUCUUGUCAUUGACGGUCGAAAUCAUCAGUAACUUUGAGCUGGCCCCGUCUCCGGAUAUUCAGCGACUUCGACGUGAGGCGUGCUUGGUUAUGCUUCCGACACUUGAAGGAGAGGAGCUGAAAGGAGAGCAGCUUCCUCUCAAGAUCACUUUGGCUGCUCGCGACUAGAUCAUUGUACAGUUUUCUCUACUUCUCCGUACUCGACGAUCUUGGCUACGAUUUAUGCAUUUGUACAUACUAUUAUCCCACAAAAAGCAUCUUUUGGUUCA